Molecule: messenger RNA, 756 nt
Organism: Acanthosepion pharaonis
Lineage: Eukaryota; Metazoa; Mollusca; Cephalopoda; Sepiida; Sepiidae
Source: the annotation of a GenBank genome assembly
AUGAAGCGAUUAGGCUAUCCUCCAAAAUUCCUGAACAGGAUCAUCCAGCUGGUUGAGGAUCAACGUGGCCAAGUUAGAAGCAACACUGAUCUCUCAGAACCCUUCUCGACCAACAACAAUAACUUCCGGGAGAUUAAUUCGACACUUUCUGCACAAUAUCUAUCUCAACAAGUGACUUCCGGUAUCUAUCUAUCUAUCUAUCUAUCUAUCUAUCUAUCUAUCUCAGUUUUUUCUUUCCACUUAUCUCUUUCCACCUCCCUCUAUUUCCACCCCUCUCUCUCCACUUCUCUCUCUCUCUUUACAUCUCUCUCUCUCCACCUCAGUUUCUCUCUUUUUCCACUUCUCUCUCUUCCCACCUCCCUCUUUUUCCAACUCUCUCUUUUUCCACUUUUGUCUCUUUCCACCUCUCCCCCUUCCACCUCUCUCUUUCCACCUUUCUCUUUCUUUCUACCUCUUUCACUUUCCACCUCUCUAUUUCCCCCUUUAUUUCCACCCCUCUCUCUCUCUCUUUCCACCUCUCUCUUUUUCCACUUCUGUCUCUUUCCACCUCUCUCCCUUCCAUCUCUCUCUUUCCACCUCUCUCUUUCUUUCCACCUCUUUCACUUUCCACCUCUCUAUUUCCCCCCUUAUUUCCACUUUUCUCUCUUUUCAUCUCUCUCUUUCUACCUCUCUCACUUUCCACCUCUCUCUUCCCACCUCUCUCUAUUGCCACCUCUCUCUCUCUCUCUCUCUCUGUGUGUUUCCACCUCUCUGUGA